AACAUUAUGUCUCCAAGGAAACACCUACAACAGCGUCAUUCGCCAUUGGAUUGAAAAAAAGGUCGAGUGUUUGUAAACUAUGGCUGACUAUACCGCCAUGCCUCUUAGAUAUGUGACGCAUAUAUUUUUUAUUCUCUUAUGAUUAAGGAAUAAAUGAUGGAAUUUGAAAUAACGCGCACAAGGCCUUCGCUUUUUGGGGAUAUUGCACAUGGUCUGGGGUUCUGGACUGAUCGUUCGGCAGUGCAUGAGGCCGCAGCUCAGGGCAGAGCUGUGCAGCUCCAAAAACUGAUUGAGAAUGGAGCAUCUGUCAACAUUGUGGCCGUGGACUCUAUCACGCCCCUCCAUGAGGCCUGUAUACAGGGCCAAACACAGUGUGUGAAGCUGCUCCUGGAAGCUGGAGCUAAUGUUGAUGCACGUAACAUUGACGGCAGCACUCCGUUGUGUGACGCCUGUGCUGCUGGUAGUCUGGAGUGUGUGAAGUUGCUGUUAGAACAUGGAGCCAUGGUGAACCCUCCCCUCUUCACCUUCUCACCCCUGCAUGAAGCCUGCAUGGGCGGUAACUCUAAAUGUGUUCAGCUCAUGAUUGAUGAAGGUGCGUUUAUGGAAGCCCAUGACUGCCACUUCGGCACUCCUCUGCAUGUGGCGUGUGCAAGGCAGCAUCUCGACUGCGUCAAGGUUCUGCUGAAUGCAGGUGCAAAUGUAAAUGCUGCUAAACUUCAUGAGACCGCACUGCAUCAUGCUGCUAAAGUGAAAAAUCUGGAACUAAUUGAGCUUUUGGUAGAAUUUGGGGGAAAUGUUUAUGCCAGAGACAACCUCGGCAAAAAGCCCAUUCAGUACACCAGAGCCAGCUCAGCAUCUGCCCUCUGCCUGGAGUUUUAUGAAUCCACACCCCUCAGUCUUCAGCAGUUAUGCAGAAUUGCUCUCAGAAAUGCCCUCGGGAAAAGGGCGCCGGGGGUGUUGACUCAACUGGGCCUCCCAAACCGAAUCAUCUGUUUCCUGUCUUAUUUACCAGCCCCUUCCCUGGAACUUGACGAUCUGACAUGAUGCUUCUGUCCAGGUCAUCAAUAAUGAACACAGCAAUGACUGUGAUUAAGAAUAAGGGACUUAGAUCAUUGGUUUCCAGGAGGAAGGAGAUUUCUCAUUGCGAAGCGCAGCUACUGUAACAGCUGCACUCAGUAUUUGUCAUGUAUUUGUUGAUAUUUUUCCCACUGCAGGGAACCAAUAGGGAACCAUACCAACCAUUGUCACUUGGUAUGGAUGCAGUGUACUGCCAAAAUUCCUAGAAUAAUUUGACUGGCAAAAAAGCACCUUUCACAAGAAAUAAUGGUAUUUUCUGUCUUGCAUCACGUUUUGACUGCCGACACAUCUUACAGCAUGGCAAAAUAAGCUUGUUUUCAUGCACUUUAUCCAGCUAUAAUAUUAGUUGUAUAAUUAACUUUCAUGAUUUUAUUUGUUAUAGAUUUGUAAACGCACUCUAUAUAAAUAGUCUUAUUUUAUUUCAAGUUUUAUAUGAAUUAUGCAAAUUGUAUUUUAGCUAGUUCUUAUUUAUGUGAAAUAUACAAUGCUUUAUAAAUGAUUUGUUUUCUGUUGUACAUAGUUGUUUUUUUUUUUUUGUUUUUUUUAAAUGUUGUUUUGGUUUUACUUCGAUUGUGCGUAUUAGAGAAUAAUUGUAACAGAAAUAUUCCAUUUAUGUUUUACUUGACUGGUUGUGAGAAUUGACCAGACUUACUACUUGCAAAGGCACAAUGGUUUUGUUUUUCAGCCACUUCUCUAAAGUUUUAAUUUUGCUGCAGUUUGUACAUUCCAAACAGAUAUCUAUUAAAGUUUUAAUAAUAUAA
Ctenopharyngodon idella (grass carp) is the source of this 1838-nucleotide messenger RNA. It is a transcript of the gene asb13b, whose product is annotated as ankyrin repeat and SOCS box containing 13b. Gene Ontology annotation, molecular function: protein binding. Gene Ontology annotation, biological process: intracellular signal transduction; protein ubiquitination; positive regulation of protein catabolic process. NCBI's taxonomy places the organism in Eukaryota, Metazoa, Chordata, Actinopteri, Cypriniformes, Xenocyprididae. The transcript has 6 exons. Bases 154 to 1044 code for a protein of 296 amino acids. The record is from RefSeq and is a predicted model, not a curated record.